AUAUCUUCUCAUGAGCAGAUAUACAGAUUUAAGCUGUUUAUUUUUGCUAAACUUCUUUAAAUUAGUUUAAAUUUUCAUGCACAUGUUGUACUUACUCAUUCUGAGAUCGUUUCUUGAGUUAUCAACUAGUAAACUAUUGAUUCAACAAUUUCGGAAACAAAAAUGAAUUUUGAAAGCUCAUUACUAUCAAAAUUGGACUUGAAUUCCGAGACAGAAAUUGUCCGACAUCCUUACUCAACCAAACAUUGGCUUCGAUAUAUUAAUGCUAAGAAAGAUGAAAAGGCUCCUGUUGAAGUUGUCAACUUAUUAUACGAGCGAGCUUUGAAAGAAAUACCUGGAAGUUAUAAGUUAUGGUAUGGAUACCUGCUUUGGAGGAAAAGAAAUUUGGGUGGCAAAAUAAUCAAUGGACCUGAAUACAAACAAUUAAACAAUUGUUUUGAGAGAAGUUUGGUUUUCAUGCAUAAGAUGCCUCGUAUCUGGAUUCUAUACAUCGAUUCUUUGAUGCACCAACAUCUUAUUACCCAAUCAAGACGUACAUUUGACCGUGCUCUACAAGCCUUGCCCAUUACUCAACACAAUCGGAUUUGGCCUCUUUAUUUGAAGUUUGUGAAAUCCCAUCGGAUUCCUGAGACAGCGAUUAGACUUUACAAGAGAUAUCUAAAACUGGCUCCAGAAGAUGGUGAAGAGUUCAUCGAUUAUUUGAGAGGAAUCGGAAGACUCGAUGAUGCAGCCCUUAAAUUAUAUGAUAUUGUCAAUGAUGACAACUUUAUUUCCAAGGAAGGAAAAUCAAAGCAUCAACUUUGGAACGACUUAUGUGAAUUAAUCUCCAAAAAUCCUGAUAAAGUUCAAUCAUUGAAUGUCGAAAACAUUAUAAGAGAAGGAAUCAAACAAUAUAGAGAUGAGCAAGGUAAACUUUGGAAUGCAUAUGCCCAAUACUUUACACGAAGCGGAUUAUUUGAAAGAGCUAGAGAUAUUUACGAAGAAGCGAUCUCAUCUGUAAUGACCAUCAAAGAUUUUUCACUUGUUUUUGAUGCAUAUUGUCAAAGUGAGGAAAAUCUCCUUAAAGCUCAGAUGGAGGCUCAAGAUUCAACCGACGAUGAGGAGAUUGUAUUGGAGCUUCAACUCGCAAAAUACGAGUAUUUGAUUGAGAGGAGGCCGUUGUUACUGAACAGUGUUGCACUUAAGCAAAAUCCUCAUAAUGUUGACGAAUGGCAUAAAAGAGUAAAACUAUUGGAAGAAAAUCCUUUGAAAGUCGUUCGAACUUACAUGAAUGCUGUUCAAACCGUUGAUCCCAAGCAAGCAAUUGGAAAAGUACAUUCUUUAUGGAUCGAGUUUGCCAAAUUUUAUGAAAAAAAUGGACAACUAGAAGAUGCACGAGAAGUAUUCGAGCAAGCUGUCAAAGCAUCGUAUGCCAGAGUCAAUGAUUUAGCAACUGUUUGGUGUGAAUAUGCCGAAAUGGAAUUAAGAAGUGAUAAUUUUGAGCAAGCACUGAAGCUCAUGCAAAGAGCCACUACAGCUUCCAAAAAGGCUAACUUUUUCGAUGAAAAUGAACCUGUUCAAAAUCGUGUUCACCGUUCUCUCAAACUUUGGUUGAUGUAUGCUGAUCUAGAGGAGAGUUUUGGAACUUUCAAAACAACGAAAGCUACGUAUGAUGCGAUGAUAGAUUUGAGAAUUAUCACUCCACAAAUUAUAAUGAAUUAUGGAGUGUUUCUUGAAGAAAACAAUUAUUAUGAAGAAGCUUUCAAAGCUUAUGAAAAAGGAAUUGAUUUAUUCAAAUGGCCGAUCGUUUACGAUCUCUGGAACACAUAUUUAACCAAAUUUUUGCAUCGUUACAAAGGCGAAAAGAUAGAAAGAACACGUGAUUUGUUUGAGCAGUGCUUGCGAGGAUGUCCACCAAGCCUAUGCAAGAAUUUCUACCUCCUUUUUGCCCGAUUUGAAUUGGAUUAUGGACUGGCUAAGAAUUCGAUGACAAUUCUUGAAAGAGCUACUCAAGCUGUUGAUGCAGACAGUCGUUUUGAUUUAUAUAAUAUUUAUAUAAAGAAAGCAGCUGAAAUGUUCGACCUAACAUAUACAAGACAAAUAUAUGAGAGAGCUAUCGAAAAUCUCAGGGAUAACGAAGCACGAGAGAUGUGUCUUAGAUUCGCUGAUCUCGAACAAAAAUUAGGAGAAAUUGAUCGAGCACGAGCUAUUUACGCUCACUGUAGUCAAAUAUCCGAUCCUAGAACACAACCAGAAUUUUGGGAUAUUUGGAAGUUAUUCGAAACUAAACAUGGUAACGAGGAUACAUUAAGAGAAAUGUUACGAAUCAAGAGAAGUUUCCAAGCAUCUGCAAACACAUCAGUCAAUUUCGUGGCUGCACAAAUGAGUAAUGUGCCUGCGACAAUAUCUUACCCUGUCAUCGACAAUAGUCAAUUUCAAAAUUCAAAUUUCAACAAAGAUGAAAUUGAUAUCGAAACAGAUAUAACUGAUGUAGAUAUGAAGUAAAUAUAGCACUUAAUCGACAGAAUCCAAGCAUUUUCUGUGAUAUUUUGAAAAAAUAAAGAAAAUUUUAUUUAA
Tetranychus urticae (two-spotted spider mite) is the source of this 2556-nucleotide messenger RNA. RefSeq names its product pre-mRNA-splicing factor syf1 homolog. The record is from RefSeq and is a predicted model, not a curated record. NCBI's taxonomy places the organism in Eukaryota, Metazoa, Arthropoda, Arachnida, Trombidiformes, Tetranychidae. Gene Ontology annotation, cellular component: Prp19 complex; post-mRNA release spliceosomal complex; U2-type catalytic step 2 spliceosome. Gene Ontology annotation, biological process: generation of catalytic spliceosome for first transesterification step; mRNA splicing, via spliceosome. Gene Ontology annotation, molecular function: protein binding.